This is a messenger RNA of Heterocephalus glaber (naked mole-rat), 2094 nucleotides long. RefSeq names its product iroquois homeobox 4 (gene Irx4). Gene Ontology annotation, molecular function: DNA-binding transcription factor activity, RNA polymerase II-specific; RNA polymerase II cis-regulatory region sequence-specific DNA binding. The record is from RefSeq and is a predicted model, not a curated record. Gene Ontology annotation, biological process: regulation of transcription by RNA polymerase II; neuron differentiation; cell development. Gene Ontology annotation, cellular component: nucleus. Lineage: Eukaryota; Metazoa; Chordata; Mammalia; Rodentia; Bathyergidae.
AUGGCCGCCAACUCCCUGGGCGCGUGCUGCGAGCCUGGCGGCCGCGCGCUGCCCGAGUCCAGCCCCGCCGCGCCCGCGCAGGCGCCCGUCUACUGCCCGGUCUACGAGGGCCGGCUUCUGGCUGCCGCGCGCCACGACCUGGGCUCGGCGGCGCUCGGCGUCUACGGGGGCCCCUACGCCGGCGCGCAGGGCUACGGCAGCUACGCCGCCUACGGCUCCGAGGCGUCGGCCUUCUACUCGCUGAACAGCUUCGACUCUAAGGAUGGGUCGGGAUCUGCCCACUCGGGGCUCGCACCAGCCGCAGCCGCCUACUACCCCUACGAGCCUGCCCUGGGCCAGUACCCCUAUGACAGGUACGGGACCAUGGACAGCGGCACACGGCGCAAGAACGCCACCCGCGAGACCACCAGCACGCUGAAGGCCUGGCUGCAGGAGCACCGCAAGAACCCCUACCCCACCAAGGGCGAGAAGAUCAUGCUGGCCAUCAUCACCAAGAUGACCCUCACGCAGGUCUCCACCUGGUUCGCCAACGCGCGCCGGCGCCUCAAGAAGGAGAACAAGAUGACGUGGCCAGCCAGGAACAAGUGCACGGACGAGAAGCGGCCCUAUGCGGAAGGCGAGGAGGCCGACCAGGAGGAGGCCGGGGAGGAGCCCCUCAAAAGCGCCAAGACUGAAGUGAUGGAGCCUGUGGGCAAAGAGGACAAGGAGCUGGAGCUCAGCGACCUGGAUGACUUCGACCCCCUGGAGGCCGAGCCCCAGGACUGCGAGCUGAAGGCGUCCUUCUCCGCCCUGGACAGUGGCACCCUGGAGCGCGUCCCCCGACGGCCGGAGGGCCCCACCCCUCUCCCGGGUGCCCCAGGCAAGGAGGCCUCGGGCGCCCUCAGGAUGCCCCUGGCUGCCGCAGGAGGGGCCGCCCUGGAGGAGGACCUGGAGAGCGCCGGGAUCUGCCUCCGGAGCUCAGGGGCAGGGCCGGAGCCACAGCUGGGCCCAGAGGGCCGCCCUCGGGCCUGCGAGGCCAAACUGGGCUUCCCGCCCACCCAGAGCGGGGCAUCGGGGGCGCUGGAGACCAAGCCACGCAUCUGGUCCCUGGCCCACACCGCCACUGCCUCCGCAGCCACCACCCUGAACCAGACGGAGUUUCCCUCCUGCAUGCUCAAGCGCCAAGGCCCCGUGGCCCCUGCAGGCGUAUCCCCGACGCCCGCCACAUCCUCACCCGUAGUCCUGGCCUCCUCUGUGGCCCUGGAGAGGCACCAGGACUCCCCAGUGACCAGCCUCAGAAACUGGGUGGACGGGGUCUUCCACGACCCCAUACUCAGGCACAGCACUUUGAACCAGGCUUGGGCCACUGCCAAGGGCACCCUCCUGGAUCCGGGGCCACUGGGACGCUCGGUGGGGGCGGGCACCAAUGUGCUGACGGCGCCCCUGGCCCGAGCCUUCCCGCCCACUGCACCCCAGGACACCCCAGCUGCGGGCACCGCCCGGGAUCUGCUGGCCCUGCCCAAGGCGGGCGGCAAGCCCUUCUGCACCUGAGCCUGAGGUCCAGGUGGGGAGGGCGGGGCUCUUUUCUACUGAGAUUCCAAAGGAAGGUGAGGCCAGCCGCCUGCGGAGAGGGAGGAGCUGCAGUGGUCUCCCAGGGCUUUGGGCGGAGCCCUGUCUGCCGUCCCACCCGGUCCGGAGUCAACUCCGCCAGCCUUCCGGAACUCCAAACCUGCCUGAGUGCUCAGAGCAGCGGGAGACCCAAGCAUAAAGUUUACGUCCAAAGUUUACAUGGGGAAGGCGUUUGGGUUCCAGGCAUGCAGUGUGGGCUGCAGAGCACAGCCCCUCAUCUGACUCCAUCCUGCCGGCAGCGCUCACCGACAGCACCUCCACCAACUGCACACGGCUGCACACUCCCGACUGAAACAGUUACGCUUUUUUAAAUGUUAUGUGCACACCAAUAAUUGCCUGCUUCAGAGAGAGGCAGAUAUAACAAAACCAAUAAAACCUUGUGGCGGUGUUUGCGUUGCAGAAAAGAACACGUUUGGAACCCUGGGACUUGCUGGGUGGGUGUGCACCAGAGUCCACCCCACUCAAGUCCCUGCCAACCCAGGACCA